Molecule: messenger RNA, 1206 nt
Organism: Parascedosporium putredinis
Lineage: Eukaryota; Fungi; Ascomycota; Sordariomycetes; Microascales; Microascaceae
Source: the annotation of a GenBank genome assembly
AUGGCCCCCAACAGUCGUCCAGCCGAUCCUCACCUUCCAACACUCGGCGUUGAUUUUGGUGUCCCGCACCCUCGCCCCUCCACUCCCGCCACCGUCAUCUUUCAGCAAAUCUAUAACUCGGUCUUCCGAGGCGAUGGCUGGAAAAUGGCCCUUCCCGCGGCGCUCUUCACGCUGCAAAACUCGCUGCAUUACGUUGCAAUUCUCGCGACUGCCAUCUUCACCGUCACACUUCUUCGCCGACCGAUCGGCAUGAAGCGCUGGCUCGCCCUGAUUCUACUUACCAUGGGCGUUGCGAUCGCCUCGCUCCCCCAAUCCGGCACACCUCUCGAUGACAAGCUACUCUUCCACGACAGCUCGGAUCACUAUUACCCCCGCUCAGCCCACGAGCUAGGCCAGGCUGCUAACGGCGCUGGAGAGGCCAACCACCAUCUCUCGAAGCGCUCGGCCACAUACGAGGGGAUUCAGGACGACGAAUUCGUCGAUACGAUGGUCGCGAGCCUCAACUAUUCCCUCGGCGUCACCGCCGUUCUGGUCGCGGCAACGGCCUCGGCACUUACGGGCGUCUAUUUUGAAAAGGUCCUGAAGGACUCUCCUACCCCUGCCUCCAUAUGGACCCGCAAUGUGCAACUUUCCUUUUACUCGCUCUUCCCAGCUUUCUUCGUGGGCAUCGUGUAUAAGGACGGCGCCGAUAUUGCCCACCACGGCUUCUUCGACGGCUACAACUGGGUUGUGUGGACUGCCAUUGUAUUCCACGCCGUUAACGGCAUUUUGACUUCCUUGGUCAUCAACUAUGCCGACAACAUUGCCAAGACCUUCUCGACUAGCUUCAGUAUCCUCAUUAGCAUUGUCUUUAGUCUUCAGUUCUUCGACUUGACCCUUACGCGUUCGCUCUUCGUUGGCACCGGCCUCGUCCUUGUAGCCACCUAUCUCUAUUCCACGUCUGGUCCUUCCCGUGGUUAUCGAUCCUCUCGCCCUACUCCGAUCCACGUCGCCACCCUGGAGAAAACCACAAUCGACCGCCUCAACACCCCUCGCGCAACCCCCGAUCCUUCCCUCAUCCCAUCAGGGCCAUUUGCGGCGCCCCCAACGUCAUCGCGCGCUACACUUGAUCCCCUCGAUGCCGCUAAAGCUAUCGGCCUCACCACGUCGAGGCCUUCCUCUCCCAUGUUCCCAAGGCCGUCACCUCGCAAGGACCGCGAUGAGUAA